AGGUGGGGGGGGUCACGUGGUUCUACUACAGAGAGCUCCCCGGCUGGUUCUCGUCUCGCCCCGUGGUUCUCUCGGAUCGCUCGGGCACGCGGAUCCUGGACCGCGACGCCAUGAGCGCCGACUUGACGAGCCGCUUCAGCAUUCUCCUCUUCAACCUCGUCAUCCUCGACAGCCGCCCCUCGGACUCUGGUCACUACAUCUGCGGCUCGUCAGACGGAGACUUCUACUUUGCUUACGAGGUGACCCCCCCCCCCCAGGUCGUGGUGCAGUUCACGGGCAGCGCCCGCCUCGUGCUGCUGGACCGGGAGGAGCAACCGCGACCUGAGCUCACGGUGAAGGGUGUGCACAACAAGGUGACGGUGUUCACGGCUUGGAGUGGGUGGACCCCGUGUGACAGGUGUGGGCGGCCCGGGGAGAUGAUCAACGCGGGGGUGUGCAUGGUGUCCGGCAGCGUCAUCACCUCUGCCAAGAAGGGGGCCCCCCGCUAUGUGAGCGAGGUUCCUGGGGGUCCCGUGGGAUGCGGCUCCCUGGCCGCCCCCCGCUUCGCGCUCCUGGCCGCGCGCUCCCGGCCCCCCGAGAUCCUCGUGCGCGGCUGCCGUGACACGUGCGCCUCGACGGGCAGCGCCGUGCAGGACGUCCACGCGGCGCUGCGUGAGCUGAUGGGCCUGGGACCCGUGGGGGUUGCCAAGCUGCAGAACCGCGUGACCCUGGCGAGACACGUGGAGCUCUCGUGCCCCGGGGGCUCCCCACAGUGGAGCGUGUGGAGAGCCGCGGUGGCUGGAUGUCGUGGGUUCGAGUUUGCGUGUUCACUCUCUCCAUGGAUUUUUCUCCAGAGCGCCGUGGGCUGGGACCGGGACGGGCAGCCUCUCCUGCGCUCCGUGUUCUCGAGGACACGGGGUCGCGAGCUCGAGGCCACGGAGUUUGGGCGGGUCACACUGGACAACAACAACCACCUGCACAUCUUGAACGCCAAGCGGCGCGACGCAGGCCGCUACAGCUGCUGGCUCGCCGGGCGGAUGGUGGCAGAGUUGGAGGUGACGGUGACCCCCAAGAACCGGACACGGCGGCGGCUGGACCCGCGCGACCCCGAGCUGAAGGCGGCGCUGGCCGCGCUGUGGCGCCUGUACGCGGCUCUCUGUGCCGUCACGGCGGUGGUGCUGGCGCUGCGCGUGCGAGCCGCCGUCGCCCGCACCGCCUGGAGGGGUUCGCUGGCACCGCCGGCGCGCCGUGGGAAGAGGGGGGCAUUGCACGGGGAGGAGGCCUGAACACCUGGGACCAGCUACAGUGAGAACGGGAACUUUUUUUCCUGCCAAGGGCCAUUUGGAUAUUUAUAACAUCUAGAUUUUAAGCUUUCGUGACUGCAAGGAUUCAUACUCUUAGUUCUUUCGGUAAAGUCACGUAGGUAAAAAAAUUGAAA
Molecule: messenger RNA, 1417 nt
Organism: Lethenteron reissneri (Far Eastern brook lamprey)
Lineage: Eukaryota; Metazoa; Chordata; Hyperoartia; Petromyzontiformes; Petromyzontidae
Product: Ig-like V-type domain-containing protein FAM187A
Source: RefSeq, a predicted model, not a curated record